AAAAAUGGCGGCGCCCAUAGCGAAGUCAUGGAAGUUGUUCGCGAGACAUAAAUACUACUUAUUAUCAGGAUUGAAAAAUGUGAAUCCCGGAUUAUACCCAAGGCACGCCUCCUCAGGGAGCAGUGAAUGGGGAUUUCUGUAUUUGUUAAACCAAAGGGGGGUUUUAGAGGACAUUCUUCCCGAGUCUGGCCAGCUGUCGCUGUCUCGGCUCUUGCAUUCGGGCGCACAGACGGUGUACUGCGGCUUCGACCCCACGGCCGACAGCCUGCACAUCGGGAACCUGCUACCCGUCAUCGCCCUAAUGCACUUCCGUAACGCCGGACACAAUGUCGUAGCAGUCAUCGGCGAAGCCACUGCCCAGAUCGGGGAUCCUUGCGGCAAGCCCGUGGAACGGGACCGACUAUCCGUCGGUACAAUGAAGGAGAACGCCAGGGGCGUCAGAAAUUGCCUGCAACGAUUAUUCAUCCAUCAUGAACUGUGCUUCUCAAGCGAGCAUCAGAAGCUUGGAUCGGUGGCAGUGCUAAACAAUGCCAGCUGGUACCGCGGAUGGAGUGCCGUAUCUUUCCUGUCCGAGGUGGGGAGACACUUCCGAAUGGGGGCGCUGUUAAGCAGACACGGCGUUCAGUCGCGACUGAAGAGUGCCGAGGGCCUGAAUCUGACCGAGUUCACGUACCAGCUCCUUCAAGCCUACGACUUCUAUCACCUACAUCAGCACCAGGACUGCAGGAUCCAGGUCGGGGGGGCGGACCAGCUCGGCAACAUCGCGUCCGGACAAGAAUUCAUUCACAAGAUGACUGGGCAGGACGUGUACGGACUCACCGUGCCGCUGGUAGCCAGCUUUGCAGGGGACAAGCUGGGGAAGACAGCGGGAAACGCACUGUGGCUGGACCGGGAGCGGACGUCACCCUUUGAGCUGUUCCAGUACUUCCUGAGGCAGCCCGACAGCUGUGUGGAAAGGUACCUGAGGCUGUUCACAUUCCUCUCCUUGGAGGAGGUGGGUCAUGUGAUGGAGGAGCAGAAGCAGGACCCCGGCAAACGGUCUGCGCAGCGGCAGCUGGCGGAAGAGGUGACCAGACUCGUCCACGGCGAAGACGGUGUGGAAAGCGCCCGGAGGUGCACGGACGCCCUCUACCAUGGCAGCCUGGAGGCGCUGCAGGAAAUGAGUGAUGUGGAGCUGCAGGAACUCUUUAGGGAGGUGCCUGUCUGCGAGUUGGUGCUGGAGCCGAGAUUCACCGUGCUGGACGUCUGCAGGAAAGCGGGGGCUGUUCCCGACGGGCCCCGUGGGUCCCGGAUGGUGAAGGAAGGGGCGGUGUGGCUGAACCACUGCCGGGUCGACUGUGCAGAGCAGCUGAUCAGUCAGGACAACCAUAUCUUGGCCAACGGGCUGACCUUGCUUAGGGUGGGCAAGAGGAACUUCUACAUCCUUAAAUGGUUGACCUCGUAACCCUUCUUCAAGCUCUCUGAAAGGGGCAUGAUGGACCGUGUGCUUCCAGACUGAACUACUUUUGGACAGUCAGCUGACUUUAUGACGUAGGACAAUAUUCCAGUGUAUACCAAGUAUAUUUAAGGCUUAGUAUGGCACUGUAUGUAUCAUACAUUAAAAUGGGGGGGGGGAGGGGGGCGGGCAGCAACACAAAGCUGUUUGUUGAACAGAAAGAGCAAAACCACAUCAUCAGUAAUGCAAGUUAAGGCAUCGUUCGGGUAUGUUUGCACUGUUUUCCAGGUGAGCAGCCCAGUGCUGCCCCACAAAGGCUGAACACCGUAACUGCAUGUUUUAUCAAAAUCAAGUUAUGACCAAAAUCAGGUCUGUUGUACACUGUGAUAAAAUAACUAACUUCAGCUAUGCUCAGUUUUGAAGAAAAGAGUGUGAAAAUUAGAAUACCUACAACCCCCCCCCCACACACACACACACAAAAAAAAUAAAAGGAAAAUAAUAAUCAGGCAAAACAACUUGUACCUUUUUCUCAGUUCCACUAUCAGUGUAGUAAACAUGUUUUGCCUUUGGAGGGCAGUGUGGCUCAGUGGGCAUCUCUGCUGUCCCCUAGUUUGUGUGUGUGGGCCCUGGGAUUAUCCAGUGUUCUGUCCACGGUGUACCCCAGCCUUCUGCCCUAUACUGUAUGGGGUAGGCUCUGUAACUAUGUCCAAGGUAAGAUUGGAAGAUUAAUGCAUGGAAUAAAUAUGUAAAUACGCAGUCAAAUUCCUGUGCUACUGUUGUAAAGGCUGCUAUUGGUGUUCCCUGAUGACUUUCUCUGAAAUUGAAUGUUUUCAGUCCUACCACUAGGUGUCAGGAUUGGCCUUCCUUCAGUUGUCGGCUUUCUUCAGUUGUCAUUCAGUAUCUCAUUUUUUAAAAUUGGACUAUAUCAAUUUGACGGCAUAUAAUGUGUGUAAACAUUGUAUAAGAUGUGUAAUUCUUUCAAAUGGAAUUUAUCAUGGGGUAAAUGUAGCCAUGUGUGGCUGACCUGUUA
Molecule: messenger RNA, 2465 nt
Organism: Paramormyrops kingsleyae
Lineage: Eukaryota; Metazoa; Chordata; Actinopteri; Osteoglossiformes; Mormyridae
Product: tyrosine--tRNA ligase, mitochondrial-like
Biological process (GO): tyrosyl-tRNA aminoacylation
Cellular component (GO): mitochondrion; cytosol
Molecular function (GO): ATP binding; tyrosine-tRNA ligase activity; RNA binding
Source: RefSeq, a predicted model, not a curated record